Messenger RNA from Panicum hallii, 2445 nucleotides. Its product is annotated as E3 ubiquitin-protein ligase WAV3-like. The record is from RefSeq and is a predicted model, not a curated record. The transcript has 2 exons. Lineage: Eukaryota; Viridiplantae; Streptophyta; Magnoliopsida; Poales; Poaceae. The coding region runs from base 1 to 2166 and encodes 721 amino acids.
AUGGUGACGGCGUGGGAGCGCGCCAGGCGCGCGCUCGCCACCAGGGUCUGCAUGCGCUUCCCGUCGAGGCACGCGGCCGUCGAGGAUGUGCCGCGUGCGCUGGACGCCGUUGAGGAGCCGUUUCCGGUGGCGGAGCCGGAAGAGGAGGAGGAGCAGCAGCAGCAGGGCGAGAGGGAGAAGUCGCUGGGCGCUGCGUCCCCCGCGCCGGCGUCCGCGCGGCGGUCGUCAAGGUCCGGGAGCCGGAGUCCCGCGAAGAUAUGUGCCAUUUGCCUUGGCACCAUGAGGUCCGGUCACGGCCAAGCUUUGUUCACUGCUGAAUGCUCCCACAAGUUCCAUUUCCACUGCAUCUCUUCAAAUGUGCAGCACGGCAACAAAAUCUGCCCAAUCUGCCGUGCUUUAUGGAAGGAGCUGCCUUUCCAGGGACCUGUGAUUGCAGAUGCUGCCCAUGGGGCAGCCAGAGUAAACCCCUCCGCUUGGCCCCAGACGGGCAUGUUAUCAGCGAAUCCGCUGGAUGGGCUUCCAGUCUUUCGCACUCCGGAGUCUGCAGUUUUCGAUGACGAUGAGCAGAUAAAUCUUCAGUCCGAAACAGCACUGGGUGGAGGCCAUGAUGGGGAUGAGAAUGAGACUCCUGCUUCACUUGAGAUCAUGACUUACACUGAAUUCCCAGCCGUUCAGGAGUCCGUGGCACGGGAGAACUUUGCUAUCUUGAUCCAUCUGAAAGCUCCGCAUGCGCCGGCUUCGUCGAUGGGCACCCGCGCGCCGCUGGACCUGGUGACCGUGCUCGACGUGAGCGGGAGCAUGGCGGGCUCCAAGCUUGGGCUCCUGAAGCGGGCCAUGACGUUCGUAAUCCAGAACCUUCGUCCGAGCGACCGGCUCUCCGUCGUCGCCUUUUCCUCGUCGGCUUGGAGGCUGUUCCCGCUCCGGAAGAUGACCGCGUUCGGACAGGUGCAGUCUCUGCAGGCCGUCAACUCCCUCGUCGCCAAUGGCGGCACCAACAUUGCUGAGGGGCUGUGGAAAGCUGCCAGGGUGAUGGAGGACAGGCAGGCGAGGAACCCCGUGAGCAGCAUCAUCAUCCUCUCGGACGGCGUGGACACGCACACCCUCCCCCUUCCGAACCCGCCGCGGAACGGUGCGCCGCCGGACUACGGGCGGCUCGUCCCGCGCUCGAUCCUCCCCGGGAGCGGGCACCACGUGCCGAUCCACGCCUUCGGCUUCGGCUUGGACCAUGACUCCAGGGCGAUGCAUGCCGUCGCCGAGAUGUCCAGCGGCACGUUCUCGUUCAUCGACGACGUGGGCUCGAUCCAGGACGCGUUCGCGCAGUGCAUCGGCGGCCUCCUCAGCGUGGUGGCGCAGGAGACGCGGCUGAGCGUCGAGUGCGCCGACGAAGGCGUGCUGGUGACGUCCAUCAAGUCCGGCGGCUACGCCAGCGGAGUGGACGGCGACGGGCGCGGCGGGUUCGUCGACAUCGGCCGCCUCUACGCCGACGAGGAGAAGGACUUCCUGGUCACCAUUCGCGUCCCGGCCGCGCGCGGGGACACCGAGCUGAUCCGGGCGAGCUGCGCGUACCGCGACGCGGUUACCGCGAACACCGUUCGGGUCGGGGGCGACCUGGUGACCGUCCCUCGGCCGGCGGGCCCCGUGACCGCGGCGAUGUGCCUGCAGGUGGAGCGCGAAUGGCACCGCGUCCACGCCACGGAGGACAUGGCCGCGGCGCAGGCCGCCGCGGAGGAGCACGACUACGCGCGCGCCGCGUCGAUCCUCGAGUCCCGCCGCCUGGCGCUGGAGUCGCGCGCGUCGCUGUCCUCGGACCGGCAGACGCAGGCGCUGGCGGCCGAGCUGUGGGAGAUGCAGGAGCGCGUGCUCAACUACCAGCGCUACCAGGAGUCCGGCCGCGCCUACAUGCUGUCCGGCCUGAGCUCCCACUCGUUCCAGCGCGCCACGGCGCGCGGCGACUCGACGGAGCUCGCGGGCCUCGUCCACACCUACCAGACGCCGUCCAUGGUCGACAUGCUGCACCGCUCGCAGGCGCUCCUGCCGGAGGUCGUCGUGGCGCUGAACCGGUCCCCGACGAUCGCGCCGUCGCGCAACCCGCCGCUCCCCGUCGUGCAGCGCGGGGUCCGGCGGCCGUUCAGGUUGUCCAAGUCCUUCACCGGGCGCUCGUCGUGAUUCAGGUUUGCUGCUCCCAUUGGCAGUGCAUGCAGGCGGUGACAAAAUGGCGACUUGAAUUAACAGCUAGCAGUAGCUAGGAAGGGGGAGGAAGAGAACCGUCACCAUUUAUUUCGUUUCUUUGAUACUGUUUGUUGUCGCAGGGAGGAUUUGGUAUACUGUUUCGUUGCUUUCGGUUGUUAUCUGGCCGUGGAUUAAUUUGGUAGACAUGCUUUGGUUCAUGUACCAUAGACUGAUAGAAAAAAAAAAUCCAAUAAACGACUGGAGUUUGGCCAUGAA